Molecule: messenger RNA, 1226 nt
Organism: Malus domestica (apple)
Lineage: Eukaryota; Viridiplantae; Streptophyta; Magnoliopsida; Rosales; Rosaceae
Product: zinc finger protein WIP2-like
Biological process (GO): regulation of gene expression; anatomical structure development
Cellular component (GO): nucleus
Molecular function (GO): DNA-binding transcription factor activity
Source: RefSeq, marked provisional
UACUACAAUUUUUAAUUAACCAUGGCUGACUACCCCUACUCAUCAAAUUUCUUCUCAGGUCUGUUAAAAUUCAACCCUCUUCAUCGUCACCAUGAACCACCACCUCAGCCGCCUCCUCAUCCUUCACAACCUCCUCCUCCAUAUGCUCACAACUUCUUCCUCAACCAAACCCACUCCUUUUAUUUCCUCACCGACCAACAAAACCUUAACACCAGGCCUCCUUCCCCUCCUCUCAGAGAAGCCCUCCCCCUCCUCAGCCGCCUGAGCCCAACCAACCAGCACUACGAUCCCGAAGAUCAACAACAACAACAUCUUCAUGAAGAUCAUCACCACUUUAAAGAUCAACAAGAUGAGGAAGAUGGUGACGGUGAAGACGAUGAGAGUGUGACUGUUGCACUGCACAUAGGGUUGCCAAACCCUAGCGAUUCUGAAAUGGCUUCUGUGCUUUCUGCUGCUGCUAAUUCUUCCUCGUCAGAGAUGAGCAAUGAUUCUGCAGGGUACCCCAUGACUUGCAGGCUGAACAAGGGUCAGUACUGGAUCCCUACCCCUUCUCAGAUUCUCAUAGGUCCUACCCAGUUUUCUUGCCCUGUUUGCUACAAGACCUUCAACAGAUACAACAACAUGCAGAUGCAUAUGUGGGGGCAUGGAUCUCAAUAUAGAAAAGGGCCUGAAUCUUUGAGAGGCACUCAACCAACAGGAAUGCUUAGGCUUCCUUGCUAUUGUUGUACACCAGGUUGCAGGAAUAACAUCGAUCACCCAAGAGCAAAGCCGCUGAAAGACUUCAGAACACUUCAAACACAUUACAAGAGGAAACAUGGAAUCAAGCAUUUCAUGUGUAGAAAAUGUGGCAAGGCGUUUGCGGUGAGGGGGGAUUGGAGAACCCAUGAGAAGAAUUGUGGCAAGCUUUGGUUUUGCAUUUGUGGCUCUGAUUUUAAGCACAAGAGAUCUCUUAAAGAUCAUAUUAAGGCUUUUGGGAAUGGGCAUGCAGCUUAUGGAUUUAAUGGCUUUGAAGAGGAAGAUGAACCUGCUUCUGAAGUAGAGCAAGACAAUGAGUCCAUGCAGCAAUAAUAACUUGGAAGAAAAUUAAGAACAUUAAUUAAUUGUUAAUGAGUCAAAUAUUAGCAUAUGAACUUAGAGAGGGAGAGCUAUUGACAUAGCCAUGGUUUUCUGAGUGAGAGCUAUAUGUAAGCAUAUCAUUUACUUGGAAAGCCACCUUUUUCUUCCUA